AUGGCCGCCACCACGACCAUGGAUAAGCCCGCGCCCAAGGACUUGUCCUACCACUAUUCCCGUGUUACCAAGAACCGGGUUCCCAGCAAGAUGAAGUCUUUCUAUCAAUACUUCUUCAUCCCGGGCAUCGGCAAUCUCGCUGGAGGCCUUCCUAACCCUUCCUACUUCCCUUACGACACAUUGGAGGCUGCCACUGCCACGCCAGAUCGGUUCAAGCCGACUCCCAACGACCCAGUCGAUCCUCCAACCGAAAGGCUUGCCAAAGCCACAUUGUCCGACGGUGUGAAGGCUUCCCGAGUCCUUGUUCCCCACGAUUCCGCCGAGUCAAACAUUUUGCGCAAGAUCGACCUGACUACUGCUCUGCAAUAUGGCACUGCUCAGGGAUAUCCUCCCCUCUACACCUUCAUUCGCUCCUUUGCGCAGACCAACUUGCACCCCAAUACGCCUUAUGAAGGUGGACCAGAAGUCAUCUUGACAUGCGGCUCUACGGACGCCUUUGCCAAAACUCUUGAGUGCUUCACUAACAUCUGGGACGAGGAAAGAGAUUGGAUCCGAGAGCGAGAAGGUCUCCUGUGCGAAGAAUUCGCUUAUAUGAAUGCCAUUCAAGCUGCCAGGCCUCGUGGUCUCAAUGUUGUCCCUGUGGCAAUCGAUGACGAAGGUAUGCUGGCAUUUGGAAAAGGUGGGCUUUACGAGGUUCUGGAGAAUUGGGACAAGAACAAGGGCAAGAGACCCCAUAUUAUGUAUACUGUGACGAUGGGACAAAACCCGACAUCUGGGCUACUCUCGGUCAAGAGACGCAAGGAGAUCUAUUCCGUAUGCCAGAAGUACGAUAUCAUCAUCGCCGAAGACGACCCAUACUGGUAUCUGCAAUAUCCUUCUGCCAACGAUCUCUCGAUCAAGGCACGAGGCAAGCCUGUGUCAGAAAACUUUCCCUCGGUUUCAACACACAACUACAAUACUGCAUCCGGAGGUAUAUCAAGCGGAUUCGACUUCCUGGAUAGCCUGGUACCUUCAUAUCUCUCGAUCGACGUUGACGGCCGAGUCGUGCGAAUGGACACAUUCAGCAAGACUGUGGCACCUGGUUGCCGUUUGGGCUGGAUUACAGCCCAGCCUGCUGUCUGUGCUAAAAUCCAACAGAUCACCGAGACCAGCACGCAACAACCCAGCGGGUUUGUUCAAAGUCUGAUUGUCGAACUCCUCGCGGGUCCUUCGUCGAAGGCAGACUCAGGCAAAGGUGGCAGCAAGGAUGGUAGUGGUUGGAAGGUGGAUGGUUGGGUCCGAUGGCUCGAAGGCCUGCGCGGCAAUUACGAACGACGUAUGCAGCUGAUGAGCUCCAUUCUUGAGGACGGCAAAUUCCUCAUUCAAGACGGACGGCGACGAUCGACCGUGUCGGAAGACGAGGACGACUACCAGAUGCUCCACAAGACUCAGCUGUACGACUUUGCCUAUCCCAUGGCCGGCAUGUUUCUGUGGAUGCGGGCACAUUACGAGACACAUCCGCUCUACAGGAAGGUGGACCAUCAAAGACUUGCCAGAGCAUUGUGGACCUUUAUGACAACGGACGAUUAUUUGGUAUUGCUCAGUCCUGGCUCGAUCUUUUGCCCGACACAACAAAUCAUGGAAGAGAAGGGCUGGCAAUACUUCCGCCUUUGUUUUGCCGCUGUCGACGAUGAUGUCCUUGAGAAGCAUAGCAAAGCUGUGGUAAGCGCAUUUACGGACUUCUGGGCAAUUGAAGACGUCAAGACGAUCGACAAGCUUCUGGAAGAUGAGGAAGCGGCACAGGCGAGAUUCGACAAGAUCGCAGCGCAGAAUCAGGUAAGUCUCGUCAUCGAAGCGGCUGUUUGGAUGGGCUAA
Messenger RNA from Exophiala viscosa, 1854 nucleotides. Its product is annotated as aromatic amino acid aminotransferase. The transcript is spliced from 3 exons. Gene Ontology annotation, biological process: biosynthetic process. The record is from RefSeq and is a predicted model, not a curated record. Lineage: Eukaryota; Fungi; Ascomycota; Eurotiomycetes; Chaetothyriales; Herpotrichiellaceae. Bases 1 to 1854 code for a protein of 617 amino acids. Gene Ontology annotation, molecular function: pyridoxal phosphate binding; transaminase activity.